Messenger RNA from Anguilla rostrata (American eel), 3843 nucleotides. RefSeq lists its product as uncharacterized. The record is from RefSeq and is a predicted model, not a curated record. The transcript is spliced from 13 exons. NCBI's taxonomy places the organism in Eukaryota, Metazoa, Chordata, Actinopteri, Anguilliformes, Anguillidae. Gene Ontology annotation, biological process: cytokine-mediated signaling pathway. The coding region runs from base 705 to 2738 and encodes 677 amino acids. Gene Ontology annotation, cellular component: external side of plasma membrane; signaling receptor complex. Gene Ontology annotation, molecular function: cytokine binding; cytokine receptor activity.
UUGAUCAAAAUGUGCUGGAAUAGUUCAUAUAAAAAAUAAACUAAUUCAGGAGAACAAAAUGCACUUUCAAACAUACUGUGAAACUUGUAACCCACUGUCCUUAUCCACUAUUCCACUUUGAAACUGUUCCAGCAAUUUGGAAUAAAGGUUCAAACAUUAGCAUCCUGAAUAUAAUUGUUUCCUUGAACUUGAAUAAUACUGUAUUACACAACUGAAUUGGCACAGACUUUGGCUGUUUUGCUGAGUAUGCCAAACCCCACCACCACCACCUGUAAACGGGGGAAUGAGGGGAAGUUUUAAAUCAUUGUUCUGACAUCUUAUUGUAGACACAUUGUUCAGAGAAUACGGAUAUGGUCCUGACAGUUUUGAUCUCUUUACUACCUUUUACAUUUUGUCCCCGGACUCCCCAUUACUGCUGUGGCCAGUGGCUAUGGAGAGAAUAAAAACAUUUUCAAGAAAAUGUUGUUUCAAUUAUUGGCUUUUGGAGGAAAAAAAACACACUUUACCAGAAUUGAUGGGUUCCAGGGGUCUGCCUGGAACUCAGGAGGGUGGAGUUAUAGAAACGUAUUCCUGUAAUUAUUGUGUAUUCACAUGCGGCUUUGCUAGCAUGAUUUAAUGUUAGCAAAGCCAGAGUGGAUUUCCAUCCACUCUGUCUAUUCCGUUUUCCUUUUGGCGGCUCAGCUAGUGUUCAAGACUUGACAUGCAUGCAUCUCCCCUCAGACAGUGACAGUGCCAGCAAGAUGGACGUUUCCCAUGUAGCACUGCUGCUCCUGGUCCUGGUGUGCAUGGUCUCUCACUCCGCUCAUAUUAACUUCUGCUGUGGGAAAACGUACCCCGAGUCCCCAGUGUUGGUAUUGGGCCAGUCGUUCACCGCCACCUGCGUCUUGUCUGAGGACGGGAUGAGAGAGACAGGAGCCACCGCCAAGGACGUAUUCUGGGAGUUUAGGAACACGCGGGUGCCCGAGGAGCUCUACACCAGAAUCAAUGACUCCACCGUCAGCGUGACCGUCAACGUCACCAGGGAGCUGGAGAACCCUCUGAAGUGCAACGUCUUAGCCCGCUCUCCCUCAAACAUGGGCAUUAGGAAUGUGCACUGCUUGUUUUUCACUGUAGGGUAUCCCCCUGAAAAGCCAGACAAUUUGUCAUGCAUCGUGCUUCAGUCUGGCAAGGGUCUUUCCCCCAUCAUGACCUGCUUUUGGAAUCCUGGGGAGAGAGACCCCAUUCUCAACACCACAUACACACUGCUUGUCGAAACUAUUGUGAAUGGAGAGAAAUACAGAGCUGCAGCCAGGAGAGACCGGGGGUCUGUAGUCUUCAGGGUCUACCCUAUGUUCACGGUGCUGAAUAUAAGCGUGGAGGUGGAGAACCCGCUGGGGAAGGUCCGAUCGGAUGCGGUGAUCCUGGAUUCAGAAGACAUCGUGAAAACCGACCCCCCGAAGAAUGUGGAAGUGGUCUCUGAGGAGUGGUUUCCCACAUCUCUGCUUGUGCGUUGGGAACACCCCAUUGAAGAGGUCUACAUCACCCUCAAGUACAACAUCCGCUACUGCCCAACUGGGGCCCACAUGUGGUCGCAGGUCCCUCCUAGUGAUUUGGUAGGCGGCAUAAAGUCUUUUAGACUGCAGUACCUGGAGCCCUACACGGACUACGUGGUGCAGGUGCGGUGCAUGCAGGAGGAAGGCCACGGCUACUGGAGCGAGUGGAGCCGGAAUGUCAGCACGCGCACGUCGGAAGCCAAACCCUCCAGUGCACCUGACUUAUGCAGAAUCAUCACCUCGUCAAAAGGCAGCCCUGAGAGGUGUGUGAGGCUGAUCUGGAAGACGUACCCCGAGUCCCCAGUGUUGGAAGUGGGCCAGUCCUUCACCGCCACCUGCGUCUUGUCUGAGGACGGGAUGAGAGAGACAGGAGCCACCGCCAAGGACGUAUUCUGGGAGUUUAGGAACACGCGGGUGCCCGAGGAGCUCUACACCAGAAUCAAUGACUCCACCGUCAGCGUGACCGUCAACGUCACCAGGGAGCUGGAGAACCCUCUGAAGUGCAACGUCUUAGCCCGCUCUCCCUCAAACAUGGGCAUUAGGAAUGUGCACUGCUUGUUUUUCACUGUAGGGUAUCCCCCUGAAAAGCCAGACAAUUUGUCAUGCAUCGUGCUUCAGUCUGGCAAGGGUCUUUCCCCCAUCAUGACCUGCUUUUGGAAUCCUGGGGAGAGAGACCCCAUUCUCAACACCACAUACACACUGCUUGUCGAAACUAUUGUGAAUGGAGAGAAAUACAGAGCUGCAGCCAGGAGAGACAGGGGGUCUGUAGUCUUCAGGGUCUACCCUAUGUUCACGGUGCUGAAUAUAAGCGUGGAGGUGGAGAACCCGCUGGGGAAGGUCCGAUCGGAUGUGGUGAUCCUGGAUUCAGAAUACAUCGUGAAAACCGACCCCCCGAACAAUGUGGAAGUGGUCUCUGAGGAGGGGUUUCCCACAUCUCUGCUUGUGCGUUGGGAACACCCCAUUGAAGAUGUCUACAUCACCCUCAAGUACAACAUCCGCUACUGCCCAGCUGGGGCCCACAUGUGGUCGCAGGUCCCUCCUAGUGAUUCGGUAGGCGGCAUAAAGUCUUUUAGACUGCAGUACCUGGAGCCCUACACGGACUACGUGGUGCAGGUGCGGUGCAUGCACGAGGAAGGCCACGGCUACUGGAGCGAGUGGAGCCGGAAUGUCAGCACGCGCACGCCGGAAGCCACUCGGUCAGCAUGACGACAGAGUGGCACCUCCACUCCCACACCAUCCUCCAGAAGUCCUCCACCGUCUGGGCCAGGGGGCCCUGCGUGGCCAUGUAGUGAUCCUUCUGCCUGUGGCCCUGCUCAAGACCAGCACAGCAUCAUGAGCUCAGAGUUACACAGCAGCACAGUUACACAACUCAGAGCCACACCGCCUAUACCACGUUAUAACCUCGUAUGAGCUCUCCACACACAUCUUAUGUCAUCUCCACGCACUUCCUGCUCACACUUUCAGUUAAACUGCAGUUUUUACAGAGAAAUGUCACAGUUCUCCUCUCACUUUUAACAUUUCUAGUUUACAUGUCAGUAGGGGGCUUGAAAGACUAAAGUUCCUUGAAAAAGAAAUGCAAUGACUUUUCCAGAAUAAAAUGAGGGCCUAGUGUCCAGUGGGACGUUCCGAGCACAAACCAGGAAAUGAACUUCACCAAGCAGACCGGUGAACGCCUGGUACUGUACAUGCAGUGAAAGCCAGCAUGGCUUAUUAGGGCUGUGGAUGGGUGCUUACGUCUAUGAAGGAGGCGUUGAUGUAAUCUGUGAAUUCCUGGCCCCUUUUCAUAGACAGAGUUACUUUGUUGAAAUCAUCUAGGAACAAAAACAAGUUUUAGGAAACAGAAUCAGCUUUGUGCUCUAAUUAUCACAUAUAUAUGUGUGUGUAUAUAUAUAUAUAUAUAUAUAUAUAUAUAUACCAUCCCAUAUUUAGCAUUUACCAGAAAUUGUAUGCCUACACAAUUAUUGAUAUUAACUGACUGAGUUAGCCACUUGUUUCUUGGCAUCACUGUUGUGUGAAUGUUAAGACUACAUCCAUUUGAAAUGGCAAGAUGAAGAAGUCCAGGACAGGUCACAGAAAUGUAGAAACCAAGGGGUAGUAUUGCUUUGGAACCAUGCUUAUUGAGUUUCUUUCAAACACGGAAUAGUUUUUGCUUCAGCAUGCCAUUGACAAUAUAUUCCUUUAAUAUAAUUUUAGGAAGAAAUAUUUUUGCAUGUGCUGUAUGUGUUUAGAGAUGUAUUUAUGCUUGGCAUUAUUGUAUAUGCGUAUUAGCUUUCAUGUUGAAAACCAUUAAACAAAUUGAUGUUACAAAGUA